AUGACAGAGCGAAAAUCAAGUGGAUCGACCGUCCCUACCAGUAAAAAAAGGCUGGGGUUAUGCUUCAUGGCACUUCAUUUGAUUUCUUCUCCCCAACACGUUCAAGGUUUCGCACCUGCUACAGGGUUGUACGCACAAAGAGAUUUGGCCAUAAGAUCAGCCGGUAAUAACGUAGAUGACGAGGUAUCAAAACAGCUUGCACGGGCGAAAGAGCUACUUGCCAAAUCCAAAGCAAGGAUCGAAGCGAAGGAACUGGAAGCCAUCAACAAGGAAAAGGAAGAAAAGUCCGAGUCCGUUCCAUUCUUUGCGGCAAAGAUGGCGUCUAUGGAUCAAGACUCAAGAAAAACAAAAUUCACUAAAGACAAAAAUGAAGAGACAGGACUGUCGACUUUUGAUGGAGACAAAAUGGUGGAGCUGUCCGAAUCAGAAGAAUGGGAAGUUCGCCCACUGAGCCAAGUCUUCGAAAAUGAGAAUAAAGAUGCGGCCGAAAACCCGCUUGCAGAUCGUGAUGUAGCAGCGAGCAUCUUCAACCUUCAAAAGAAAAUGCGAACAGAGGACUACAUGAAGAUUUUUGACAAAAGAAACAGAUUUAUUGGAGAGCAAUAG
Molecule: messenger RNA, 606 nt
Organism: Cylindrotheca closterium
Lineage: Eukaryota; Bacillariophyta; Bacillariophyceae; Bacillariales; Bacillariaceae
Source: the annotation of a GenBank genome assembly